UAUAUCGCAGGCAUCCCCCUUAUCCCAGUUAUAUUCUAUUUAGCUGUUUCCCUCCGUUAGAUAUUCUAUAAUUAUUAUUAGAGUAGAGAUUCUCAUUAGCCGGAACCCUUUUUCUUUGUGCUUGUUUCCGGGGGAGCGGUUUGGUUGCCGUACAGAUGUUGCGGUCCGUGUUCCGCUUGUCCCGGUACUGUGGCCGGGGUCCGCUCUACCCCCCGUGGGGGCUCCCUCCUGCCUCCUCGUUGAGUUCUCCGGGGCCCUCGCUGAAUGGCAGGCCGGCCCGCGGGUACAGCAGUGACCCCAGCCCCGCCAGCCAACGGGUAGUGGUGGUCGGGCUCCCCAACCCGUUUAUAUGGUGCAGGACGCGGAUCUAUUUCUUCCUGAUCCGGGCUUACUUCGACAAGGACUUCAACGUGGCCGAGUUCACGCAGGGGGCGAAGCAGGUGGGAGCUGUGGGGUGUGAGGUCACCACCCACCAAUGUGCCCCCACUCCCCAUGUAGGUAUAAAGCAGACUUCCCCAAACUCCGGCCCUCCAGAUGUUGCUGCACUACAACUCCCAUGAUUCUCAGCCUAUUUAAUUAAUAGAAUCAUGGGAGUUGUAGUGCAGCAACAUCUGGAGGGCCGGAGUUUGGGGAAGCCUGCUUUAGAGGGUCCCCAGUGGGUGAAGGGGCACAAGGUGUCAGCCCCCAGGUAAUGCUCACAAUAACAUUACAUUGGGACAUUGCUUUACCCCAGUGCAGUUAAUUUCCCCCUCCCCCUUUCAUACAAGGAUGUUUUGUAAAUGUUAUUUUAUAGUAAGUUAUAAUACAUAUUCAGAGUGGGUCAGUGACUUCAAUUUCAAACUGAGGGUUUGGUCACUAUUAGUUUGUCAUGCGUACGCCAUUGACAUCAAGGUGCGCUCAGAUUCAUAACCACUGCAGUCCACUGAAGCCAUUUAAAAUCGGUUUGAAGCGAACGAAGAGCAUUUCGUUAAUGGACUGCGCUUACGGAUGGGAUCAGUCUGAUGUGCAAUGGUAUAGGUUCACUUUGUAAUGGCGCAAGUGCUCAAAAAUUAUCUUGAGACCUGAGCCGGAAUUAACUGAAGGACAAGCUACUGAGUUUCUCUAAGCUUUUGUCUGUUCAGAGUUCUCAUAUUCAGUUUUUUGUUGCAAACAGAAAGCAUUAAACUUGGCAAGGGGUGAGCUCAUCUUGUCUCAAUUGAUAAUGGGAAAUUAAUAUUUCUGCAUUAUCAAUGUCAAUUAUAUCAAACCUGGGUAAUAUUGAUUGGCAGAGAAGGAUCAGUAUUAAAGGUGGGGAGAGGCACCUGGCGUACCCAAGGUACGAAGUCAAAUAAUUGUAGUUUGACUACUUUUUGAUGGGGGUGCUCUAGGCAUCAUAAUUACACUGAGUUGCAGUGCUUGCAGCGUUCCUAUAAUACACUAUUUUUAUUUACAGAAGCCAUUUAAACAAUUUGGUGUUGAACCGAGAGAGCACCAGAAGAGCCUAGGCAGCGUAAUCACUGCAGCAAGCUUUAAAGGGACCCCCGAAGUACUUUAGUUCACUGAAAAGAUUUCUGUGUGAAGUGUGCCCUCUUUUUUUUCAUUUUGCAAAAAGUGGAGAUUUCAGUAGAAAUUUAAAUUUUUAUAAAUGAACCUGGUUACACCCCCUUGGCUUUCAAAUUGACAACAGGUAAUGCUACUUCCUGGUUUGGUUAGCUCAGUGGAGCUAAACUGAAGAGGCAGCAAUUGCUUAGAGAACCUGCCUUGAAAGAUUUCUCAGUGAGCUGCAUUGGGUAGUCUGUGAUUGGACAGCCACAUAAAGUCUGGUCGGGGUUAUAAUGGGAGGACCUACAAAUGCAGCAGACAAGAGAAAUGCCAUACUUUUACUGUGCUGUCCUUUAAAAUUAAAUAUGUGACAAGGGAAUCAUGGUAGAUCUGGAAUAUAUAGAUUGUAAGGCAAAGAUAAAAAAAAAAAACUAGGUUUGAGUACAUAUUUGCACAGAUUAUGAGAGCAAAAUGAGUGACAAGCAAAGAGUGUCAAUAAUUUAGAAAGGAAAUGUCUUGGGGCAUUUCAUGUGAUGCACAGCAUCAGCUUGCACCUCACAAUUCCUCAACAACAUAUAACUGGAUCAUUUCCUCAUUUUUUUUUUUUUUUUGUUUGUUUUCUUACUGCAAUCGCCAUUUUGCUGGCCUCAGUAACAACCAUUUUACGCAAUUCCAAAGUGUAGAAUAACACAGCUAUCCGCACACUUCAUCACUCCUCAGCUCCUCCAGUCUACAAAACCUUCACUGGCUUCCCAUCGAAUAUGUGAAAAAAAUUAAAAAAUGUUACCCUCAAAAAUCCCACCACAUAUCUGUUACCUUCUACACUAGUCUCUCUUUAUCAUGUAUUCUCCACCUCUGCACUUCCUUUGAUCAUUCGUCCUGUCACUUCUACAACCAAAUUAUUUUCUGGAGGUGCCUUAUAAAUCCAUACUAAGUAAACUUUCAAAAUCUCCCUAAAAAACCCCUUCAAUGUCUAACAAAAAUGAUUCAAUUAGCCAAAACACUCGCAGUAACGUUCAUUAAAGUGUAAAUAGUUCAGCAUUUAGUGAAUUUAAAAUUUUAGGCAAAAAUACCUGAGCUGGAAACAUUCCCCAAGUCUGCUUAGUUUUCAGGGUUUUUUAAAUUUUAUUUUUUUACUCAAUUUUUAAAUACAUUCCACAUAUUUAUUUUUUUGUAUUUUUUUACUCAAAAAAAGUUUUAAUGUAAAAAUCGUUUCUUCAAGUAUUGAAAGAAAAUAGAUAUUUUUAAUGAAGUAUAUGUUAAAAGUGAGACGAAAAUAAACUAAUCUUCCUCUUUAGUAUAUGACGGGAUAAUUCAGCUGUAUGCAUGCACCUUUGGUCAGACAGUUCUUGAACACUGACACUCUCUAUGGUUUUCCCUGUUUCUGUGCAGAGAGUAAGGAAGACCACAGAGACUGUAUUUUUACACAUUGUUGUAUGUAUAUGACUGAAGGAUCCUGUCAUUUUCUAAAGGUAGGGGUGAGAUUUUCCCAUAAUUUUAUAUCAACAUUAUUUAAAAGAAAAUCUAUUAAAUUUCAAUACUUGAUGAAAUAAUUAUUUUAUAAAUAUUUUUGUGGUGACCGUUGUCCUUUAUUUGUCAUUGUAAGCAUUUUUUGCAAUUUAGCUAAUGAAUACACUGUUGCAUAGCAAACAAUUUGAAUUUGUAGAUAAGAACACUUGGAAGCUAUGUCACUAGUCUUCCGGUAUCCAAAGUCAGACACCACACAGGGAACACUAAAUGAAAACCGCAUCACCCUACAAGAUAAAUAAAAUUACUUUAUUUUUAUUUCUUAAUUUUAACACUAUUUAAGGUGAAAAUCAAGGGGAGACCACCACACUGGAAAGCUGGGAUCAUUGCCUUACACGUUUUGUGCAUUUAGCAGAACAAGAAGAAAAGGAAGAUUACAGCUAACGUGUUGCCGGUCUCGGAGAAGGGGUUCCCCAUGACAGUGGGAACACAAAGAGUUGGUCGCACUUACGACCCCUGUUGUUCCGCUACUGCACCGGCUGUUAUCAUUGCAGUGUUUAACGGGCUGACAAACACCCAGGGCAAAAUUUCUAGUCACCAUGGUGACCUGGCACCUGGGGUUUGUCAAGCCAUGAUCUAAAAUAUGAAUUAAGCUAUAAUACCCAGGUGUACCCCAACUUUCUUGAAGCUUCGUGGCACAAUUGCAGGACCACUUGAUCCUAGACUACUACAGAUUGAUAGGUUAGCAUCACAAUCACUCUUAUGUAGAAACAAGCCAAAUAUAUGCAGCAGGAAUUGUCAUUUAAAACUGGCUGUAUCUGUGUUAGCUGUUUACUUCACUUUGACUUUUUAUUGUGAAUUUACAGUUAUUCUUAUAAAAGCACCUGGUAUAUAUUUUCAAUUUUAUUUUUUAGGCAUUCACUCUUGUUUCCAAGCUUAUGUCUGAGCGAAAAUUUGAGGAACUAGAAAACUUGGUAACUAAUGAGGUAGGAAAUAUUGAAACAGAUUUUAAAGCUUUGUUUAUAUUUGUGUUUUUUUUUUAUGUUUUGGAUUACAAUUCCUAUCUCUCACUGUAAUCUAAGUGAUUUUUAAUUCAUAUCAGAGGGUUUCCAAUAUUCUAGGCCAAAAUAACUUAUUUAUCUCAAUACCAGAAAAUAAAAAAAAAGUUUCUUAAAAGUAAAAUGUUUGCCAAAGACUGGGCACCAAAACCCCCAAGGCCCCAUAGGCUUACGCACACUCAAAGACGCACGGGUCCCGAGAUAACUCUUGGCACACACGUUGCAGACCUAUAAUCAACGCCUGAUAAUAGCAGGACUGCAAACCGCGACCUGCAGGAGACCCAAGACAAUCAUACCUAAGCCAGGCAGGCCCUGAAGCCACACACAUGGACUGCACACAUAUGAUGAACAUCCCCGACACACACAAGGACACUGACGGGCCGUGGGUAGAUGAGGACUCUCAUUUGGACCCGCGACCGAUGAGACCCACGACAACCAACUCCACCUCACUUUAGACACAGGGGGAAAGGGCAAGACGAUCCCCGAGCACACACCUGACUGACAAACAUACACGAAGAGACACUGGAAGCACGACUACUGGGUCCAUGUCAUAUGACUGGGGCCCGAGAGCCACGGAUGCACCACACUACAUUACGGACCAACGAACCCAUACGUAGCUGAUUCUUCAACCUGUAUGGCAAUCCCCAGAGUGAGCCCUACGAUUAUCAAAGCGCAAACACCUAAAUCAUUCCACACCACCAUAGUUUUGACACAAAAACGAAAAUUAAACAAACAUAUCCAUCGAUAUCAAAUGAUACCUAGGCCCUAGGAUGCCAUCAGGCACAAGUCUCACAUACAGACAGUACGCAGCAGACCUGUCCGUGUCGUAAAAUCCGGUACCCAGACAUGAAUGUCAAAUUAUAAUUAUCUACACCCUAUUCAAGACUGAGCGCAGAGAGGAAGCUUUGUAUCACCCACAGACAGACAGGACAUACUGAACGUGUCUAUUAAUAGCCAAUGUGAAAUAGUGCCGCUCAAAUUUGUAUAUAGUUGCUGGGCGCUUAAUAUGCCUCGAGACCUUCGUGUCUCAUUCCCUACUACUUUUCUGGGAUCUGCGUAUCUCGACAUGUUGAUUGUUAUGCUCUAUGUUUGAAACCUGCGUGUUUCCUCUCACUACAAUCCCUCUGAAACUCUGAAAAAAUUCUUCAAUAAAAAGAUAUUUACAAAAAAAAAGGUUUGCCGAAAUGUUAUUGGCCAGGCAAACCUGCCAAUCCCUUGUUACACUUUUCAUUUAGCUUGCAUGAGCUGUGCUGUGAGCCCAAUGUUCCGUGCCUGGCUCAAGGCUGUGCUAUAAAAUGCAGUUAAGAUGUGUUUUAUGAGUGGAGAGGAAUUAAUCACAUGACAUGUCACAUGAUUCAUAGAAAAACAGAACAGAUUAGUGUAAGCUAAAAGAAAAAAAACAAGGAAAUUAGUAGGUUUUUUUUUGUAAGCACGGACUUUGCUAUGUAGUUACAUUACAUUGAUUGUUGUUUUCUUUAACAUGUUACAGGAAACAGUUUGCUUUUAAGUUAUUAAUCCUAAAUUUCUGUUUUUUAGACCAUCCGGGAUGUACAGGAAAAGUGUACAUUACUUUCUGACAACCACAGGGAUGCGCUGGCAGCCUCUUCAGAUGACAUCAUGUAUUCAACCACUGGAGAUGUUGCAAUUUAUUAUGACGAUAAUGGUAUGUAUGGGAUCUAUUCUGUAUUAUGGCAUCCUAGAAAACAUUACCAUAGCCUCCAAGUGAUUUGAAUAGCUGGCUUUUCAUUAAAGAAAUGUUAACGCAGUUUUAUAAGUACUUGUACAACUUCCUUGCAUAUUAAAGGAUCACUAUAGUGUCAGGAAACAAAGUGGUUUUCCUGACAGUAUAGUGCCCUGAGGGUGCCCCCACCCUCAGGGUCCCCCUCCCGCUGGUCUGAAGGGGUUUAAAACCCCUUCAGCAGCUGACCUUUUUCCAGCGCCAAGCUCCUCUCCUCCCCCGCCAACGACAGCCCAGCCGAAUAAGCGUGCGCGGCAAGUGCAUUCAAGCUGUCAAUGUGGGGGGGGGGGGCAGUCACCUAAAUGGUGACUAGGGCUCUAUAGUAUUAGGAAUACACCUUUGUAGUGCACGCACACUUAGUUAAGAGAGCUAUCUCCUUAACUAUGUGUGAAAUAAAAGCUGCAGGCUCCCUCCUUGUAAUUAGAUAAUUUAAAUAUAGAAGCGCUCCCUGCCACUUCUCUCGUCGACUUGUUAAAUUAACUGCAUGCUUAGAUCAGGGAAUAGAUCUCCUGAACUAAAUGUGAAAUAAAAUCCUAUGGGACUCUAUAUAUAAUUAUAAUAUUUACAAUAAUAUAUAAUAAUUAUAAGGGAGUUUUACAACCUAAAAUUACCAAAAUAAGCGUGCUUGAACUGAUGACAAGAUAGAUCUACAAACUAAAAAACAAAAUAUAGUGCAGGCAACCCAAAUUGUGUAAUACACAGUAGGGGGUAAUGGGGAGAACUCACAUGGACCAGAGAGAGGCAGAAACCCCUAAUUGAAUAGUAUCUUUCUCAAUUUAUUAUAAAAAAAGGGUUAAAACUCUUACUUUGUAAUUGGUGGGUAUGCCAGCAAAAACUACCCACAUAAAAGCAUGUGUAAACAGAGUAAAACGGCUUGCAAUCUCAAUACAGUCACUUCCAGGUUUCGCCGAUCACGUAAUCUCUUCCUGGCCCGCCUCUCCUGUGACGUUAAGCGUUUUGCCCCCCUUCCUGGGCUUUUUUCGAUGACCUGGUGCAUAAACAGUGAGCAGCUAGGGCGGAUGGACAUAAAACUUUGCACACUUCAACACGCCUUACCCCAGUGCCUAGGGGUACCUAAGUCUUUAGCCCUCUCAAAAUAAUAUCUGCCUAACUGAUUAACCCUUACAAUAGUGAAGGGGGAAUAUAAUAAAGUUCCUGAUUAAAAAAAAUAUAUAUAUAAAAAAACAGGCCAAAUAAGAAACCAUUAAAUCCCAUCACAACAAAAUAAAAAGACCAAAUGGUAAAUACAAACAAAAGCACCAUGAUGCUUAAAAUUUAAAUCCAUAUUUACCCAUUGAGGGCUCCACGCAGUUUGCACGGUGGGAAUAGCCUUGUUAAGGCGCUGUGAAUGAUACUUCCCAUUUUUUAUUUAUUUGUUGGGGCUGGGAAUCUGUGUCAGGUCCCCCCUUUAUUGUAUUAGCAAUAGCGGCCCAGUCGUUAGUAUUUUAUGACAGAAGGCAUUCACUGGCUGCUCACUAUUUAAUAGACAUGCCUAUACCCAUUGCACAGCAGGUAGCUUAUGAGGGAGAAUGUAAACCUUCCUUACAAUUAUACGGGGGUCACAUUGACGCUCAUAGGGUUUCAUUAGUUACUUUAGCCCUUGUGGAUUGGUGCAGGAAGCAGUGUAAGUGGGAGUUUAACAAUUAAAACAGUUUGUCCAAAUUUUCUUCACAACAAACAUGUGAGAACAAAGUUUGAAUGAAGCAUAACAAACCAUGGACAAAAUUUGCUUUGGUUAAGAAGUUUUUAUUAUCUGACGAAACUGUUCAUACAAACUGAAAUUUCUGCACAAAUCUAAUAAUUGCUUUCCAUAAAUCAAAACACUUGACUGAUUUAUGAAUAGUUAUGUUCAGACCAAAGUAUUUUGAAUUUACUUUUGUCUCUUUUUCCAGGAAGAAAGUUUGUCAGCAUCCUGAUGAGGUUUUGGUACUUGACUUAUGCAGAUCUGCCGGAUGAGGAUUUGGAGGGAACAAAAGUAUUCCAAGUUGUAGUAGGAGAUAAAAAUGUGAAGGAUACUAAACGUCUGCUUACGGCAAACUAUGAGUAAGAGAAUUAACAUGCAUACUCAGACUAACUGAGCUUAUUGCUCUGUAGAUGAAAACUUGUCACAGAGGUGGGGAGAAAAAAAACACAGUUGCAUUUAUUCUUAACGAAAACUUCACAUUUCACUGGGGAUAACAUUAGUAAGAUGUAUUCACUGGAGACACACAUGCUCUUCCACUUGGUAUGAAGACUCCACUGUAUGUUGGACAGAGAUGAUUUUGCAACUUUUACAGAAAGUUGUUGAAUAUGUUAUCGUAACCCAUUCAAGACCAACAUGUCAAGACUGUCCUGAUGACAAGGGUUUUCCUAACUUGUCUUGGAAGGGUUAAAGAACUGUGGCACUACAUAGAACGAAUUGUAAACAUGUUUCAGCCAUGUGACUCGACACUCAAGGAAAAUGUUUUAAAAAAUUAUUAUUUAACAUGGCUAGUUUUCUAACAAAUGUAGUGUGCUCCAAUUUAUUAGUGAGUGCUAGACCGCAAGGAAGCGAUUAGUUUGGCUGCCGCCUGGGUCUGCAUGGGUCGGUGUGUGUGUCUGCAUGGGUCAGUGUGUGUGUGUGUGUGUGUGUCUGCAUGGGUCAGUGUGUGUGUGUGUGUCUGCAUGGGUCAGUGUGUUUGUGUGUGUCGGCAUGGUCAGUGUCUGUGUGUGUGUGUCUGCAUGGGUCAGUGUCUGUGUGUGUGUGUGUGUGUGUGUGUGCGCGCGCGCAUGGGUCAGUGUCUGUGUGUGUGUGUGCGCAUGGGUCAGUGUCUGUGUGUGUGUGUGCGCGCAUGGGUCAGUGUGUGUGUGUGUGUCUGCCUGCAUGGGUCAGUGUCUGUGUGUGUGUGUGUCUGCAUCAGUCUCUGUGUGUACGUGUGUUUGUCAGCAUGGGUCAGUGUGUGUGUGUCAGUCUGCAUGGGUCGGUGUGUGUCAGCAUCAGUCUCUGUGUGUACAUGUGUUUGUCCACAUGGGUCAGUGUGUGCGUGUCAGUCAUCAGUCUGUCUGUGUGUAUAUGUGUUUGCCAGCGUGGGUUGGUGUGUGUUUGUGUGUGUCAGUCUGCAUGGGUCGGUGUGUGUGUGUGUCAGUCUGCAUGGGUCGGUGUGUGUUUGUGUGUGUCAGUCUGCAUGGGUUGGUGCGUUUGUGUGUGUGUCAGUCUGCAUGCAUGCGUGGAGUGAAUAGGGUGACAAAAUUCUAGCACAGGCCCUGCUUAAAACCCAUAUAAAAUCGGUCUGCCUGAAACUACAUGUUGAAGGGAUUUUCUAGAUCUCAUAAGUGGUGUGUUUAAUUAAGUUGGUGUUCUGUCUUUUUAGGUUUCGAAGGGAAUUUACUCAAGGAGUAAAACCCAAUUGGAUUAUUACACGGAUUGAACAUCCAAAACUAUUGGAUUAGAAAGUCUUGAAUGGACUGAAGCUUAUGAAUAUCCAUCUACAGACUGGAACUUAUAUUUAAUUUUUAUACCACCUGCCAAAGUACAGCACAAUUCUUGUGGACACCAUUUAAAUAUCUUGGAUUUACAGUUUUCACUUACAGAAGUAAAUAAACAUUAAUAAAAAAAAAAGACAGAAAAACUUGAGAUAUAAAUAUGAUAUCCAGAUAAUUUAAUUUGGAAACCAUUAAACUAAAUAGAAGAAAAUAUACAAUUUCUGAUAACCUCUUCUGUAACCACAUCUGGUUCCCUUAUUUACCAUUAUAACAUCUUAAAGCAUAGAACUUAGCAGGGCUAACCAUACAGAUAUCUUUAGCCAUAAUAUUAUAUAGUUAAUAAGAGAUCCUCUAUUUAAAAUAUAUAAAUAAUUGAGAAUACAAUAUAAAAUAAAGAUUGUCUUGGAAGCAAUAAAGUUUUCUUUUUAGAUAUUUUAUUAUAUUAAAAUAUAAAUAUAGACAUAUAUUUACACUAAUUUAUUGCAGAGUUUAUAAGAUUAAACUAUAUGCUUGCAAUAUCAUUAAAAUAGAAUACCAUACCCUCUUGAACAUGUCAACAUCUCUUAGAAUCUCUGUCUCCAAAUCUGUCCUUUUUCCGUUAACAUCUAAAAGGUACACAUAUUAUACCUUUAUUUCAUUUUAGGGUCACCGUAGUUCAUAGAGGAAAUAGUUAUUUUACUUUUCAUUAUUUUAGGACCUCCCUUAACUUGACAAAGAUACAAGGCCAUAACUAAAACGUAAGGGUAUACACGUCAUGGUAAAUUCCCUGACUUAGGACAAGAUGGCGUCUUAAAGUCUGAACAUCUUAUCUAUUGUUUAUUUGUCAUGACCUAGACAUCUUCUUUAUUGUUUAUACUAAAACAUAGGGGGGCACACAUCAUGUGAAAUUCCCUGAUUUGGGACAAGAUGGCUUCCUAAAGUCUGAUGACAUAGCAUAGGCUUUAAGAUGUUAUUGCAUUACUACUUGUAUUUUAAGCUAAGACAAAUUGGUGUAAACAUAUUAUGCACUAAAAGUAGGUAAGAAGUUAUAUGUAUGAAAAACAAUAUGUUCCAUUCCUAACACCUUGUCAGUUUGCAAUAUCUCUUAUAGACAAAGUACACAGUUUAAGAAAUACAACAUUUCAUUCUAAAACUUUUAAUAUUUGCAUUUGCCCGUAACAACCUCUCCAUUAAACUGUGGGCAUUGUAGAGCAUUUCUUCUUUAAAUUAGAAAACCAGAGUACUCCCAACAGUCUAAGUUUACUCCAGAGUCUUUCUGAUAAUGAUGUUGAUGAUUCAUUUUUCAUAUAUUCCAUGUUAACUGUGAAUGUAUCACGUUUGUCUGUUCAUCCUUCUCUUUCACAUUUGCAGGUUCAGAUGUCAGAUCAUGAUUCAGUCUGUUACGUGGCUGUGUUCUGGUGGCAUUUCUAUCGUCCUCUGUUUUAUCUUGCCUUCUUUAACAACAUCCAUUGUGUCAGUCACUGGUUCUCUGAACAUCUUGGAAGUAUUUAGCAGGUUUUAAAAUAUCAAAACUUAUCUUUCUCUGUUGGCUCUGAUUGAACUAAAUUAAUGAUAUUGCAAGCAUAUAGUUUAAUCUUAUAAACUCUGCUAUAAAUUAUUGUAAUAGGUUUUAUGUCUAUAUUUAUUUUAAUAUAAUAAAAUAAAAUAUCUAAAAUGACAAAACCUUAUUGCUUCCAAGAGAAUCCUUAAAUUAUAUUGUAUUGUCAAUUAUUUAUAUAUUUUAAAUAGAGGCUAUCUUAAGGACUAUAUGAAAUUAUGGCUAAGAUAUCUGUAUGGUUAGCCCUGCUAAGUUCUAUGCUUUAAGACAUUAUACUGGUAAAUAGGGGAACCAGCUGUAGUUACAGUUCCAUUUCUAACACAGUGUCAUUUUGUAAUAUCUCCUAUAGACAAAGUACACAGUUUAAGAAAUACAACAUUUGCAUUUGCCCAUAACACUUCCUAUUUGGUUUAAUCACAACACAUUAUUCACCAAAGAUCUUCCAACUUUAAUUUGCAAAACUUUUGUCAUUUCUUCACAAUUUACCUUUUUAGAGAAUACAUCGUAUUCUUAUAUUCUGCCCUAUAAAUCCAUUGAUCAGCUAGAACAUUAAAACCACUGACAAGUAAAAUGAAUAAAAUGGAAUAUAUUGUUGCAGUAGAACAUGUCAAAGGGUGGGAUGUACUAGGCAGCAAGUGAACAGUCUGUACUUGAAUUCAUGUAUUAGAAGCAGGGAAAAUGGGCAAUUUGAAAGAUCUGCGUGACUUUGACAAGGGCCAAAUAGUGAUGGCAACACAACUGGGUCAGAGCAUCUCCAAAAUGGCAAGUCUUGUGGGGUGUUCCCAAUAUGCAUUGAUGAAUAACUACCAACAGUGGUGCAAGAAAGGACAAUCGAUGAAUGAGCACUAGGGUCAUGGACACCCAAGGCUCAUUGAUGCACUUGGGGAGCAAAGGCUAGCCCGUCUGGUCCAAUCACACAGAAGAACUACUGCAGCUCAAAUUUCUUAAAUUGUAAUGCUGGCCAUGAUUGAAAUGUUUGAGAACACAGAGUGCAUUGCAGCUUGCUUUGUAUUGGGCUGUGUAGCCACAGACUGAUCAUAGUGCCCAUGAUGACUCCUGUCCAGUGCCGAAAGCGACUUUAAUGUGGAUGCCCACAUCAGAACUGGACUGUGGAUCAAUGGAAGAAGGGUGCCUGGUCUGACGAAUCACGUUUUUAGAUCAGGAGGAUGGCUGAGCGUGUGUGUGCACGUCGUUUAUCUAGAGAAGAGGAUGCACUAUGGGAAGAAGGCAGGCUGGCAGAGGCAAUGUAAUUCUCUGGGCAAAGUUCUAGUGGGAAAUCUUGGGUCCUGGUAUUCAUGUCGAUGUUACUUUGAUACAUACCACCUACCUAGAGAUUGUUGCAGACCACUUACACCCUUCAAGGCAAUGAGGUUUCCUGAUAGCAGUGGCCUCUUUCCGCAGGAUAAUGCACCCUGCCACACUGCAAAAAUUGUUCAGGAAUGGUUUGAGGAAUAUGACAGAGUUCAAUAUAGAAUAUGACUGCAGAUAAGAACCAUUCAGCCCAUCUCGCCUUCCCAGCUUUCUCAAUACUUUCAUUAGUCCCUAGCCUUAUCUUAUAGCUAGGAUAGCCUUAUGCUUAUCCCACGCAUGCUUAAACUCCUUCACUGUGUUAACUUCUACCACUCCAGCUGGAAGGCUAUUCCAUGCAUCCACUAUCCUUUCUGUAAAGUAAUACUUCCUGAAAUUCUUUAAACCUUUGCCUCUCUAAUUUAAGUCUAUGUCCUCUGGUUGCGGUAGUUUUUCUUCUUUUAAAUAUAGUCUCUUCCAUAACUGUGUUGAUUCCCUUUAUGUUUCUAUUAUAUACCCCCUGUCUCGUCUUUCCUCCAAGCUAUACAUGUUAAGAUCCUUCAACCUUUCCUGGUAAGUUUUAUCCCGCAAUCCAUGAACCAGUUUAGUAGCCCUUCUCUGAACUCUCUCCAAAGUAUCAAUAUCCUUCUGAAGAUACUGUCUCCAGUACUGCGUACGAUACUCCAAGUGAAUAUUUAGAUCAGGCAUGAGCACUUCUCUCUUUCUACUGCUAAUGCAUGUCCCUAAACAACUAAGCAUUCUGCUAGCAUUUCCCGCUGCUCUAUUACAUUGUCUGCCUAUCUUUAAGUCAUCUGAAAUAAUUACUCCUAAAUCCCUUCACCACCAAAUAUCUCAGAUCUCAAUCCAAAUGAGCAUCUGUGGGUUGUCCUGGAACAACAAAUCCGAUCCACAGUGGCCCCAGCUCGCAACCUAAAGGAUCUGCUGCUAUUGUUUUGGUGCCAGAUAUCACAGGACAUAUUUUGUAGAUUCAAUGCCUAAAUAUAUAUAUAUAUAUUUUUUAAGUAGCACGAGGGGCACCUACUACAAGGAAGGUGGUUUUAAAGUUGUGGCUGAUUACUGUAUUUUACCAGGGCAAACAUUUGUCUAACAGAUGGGAUCGCUAACAUUUUAAUUUAUUUAUUACUGGCGUUUAUAAACCUAUCCCGCAGUGCUGUACAAUAUAAACAGACCAAUACAAAAUGUAACCUUGCAUACAAUAUUAUGUCUGUGUCUUAGUUGAUUAAGACUUAUGCAUUCCUUACACAUCUGUGCCAAUAAACAGACGGCAGCUUAGGCAUGUUGCAGAGAAACAAAAGACUCUGCCAGAAAGAAUAAUGGCAAAGAAAUAAAGGAACAUCCGUUUCUUCGUAGUGAUGCUGCUGUAGAGAACAAAAUAUAUACAAAAUACAAUUUAAGUUUUAAAUCAUACACUACUUAAUAUCAAAAACAAAUGUGAUGAUUUAGUAAGACCAUAUGGCUGUACUGUGUUAAACCCACCACUUCAUCAAAGUACCCAAUUAUUGGUGGGUCCAAUGCUAGUUGUAACAUGAGUGAAAAGGAUGUUUACUGCUUCCAGAGACUGCUGAGAGGAAGUAUAAUAGCAGCAGUUUAUAUAGUUAUUUUUAUUUUAUCACAAGUAAU
This is a messenger RNA of Pelobates cultripes (western spadefoot toad), 13690 nucleotides long. The record is from the annotation of a GenBank genome assembly. NCBI's taxonomy places the organism in Eukaryota, Metazoa, Chordata, Amphibia, Anura, Pelobatidae.